UUACCGCCUCUUACCACUCUGCAGAAAACGUUUAAACACAAUCGCCUUGUAGAGUUCUGAGAGCAGAACCAAAGAAAUAAACUGGAAAGGAAGGAUCUGUACAGGAAGGGCUGCUGCUCAAUGGGAGAGUAUCUGCACUGCAUGCAGAAGGUCCCAGCCCGGUGAUGUAACUGCAGCGAGGCACAACAUGAACGCGCUCCCCCUCCUCUCCCCCAGCCGCCUGAGAUGGGAGAUGACCCACCCCAGUUGCGAGCAAUCAGUUGGAAGCCCAGCAAGCCCUGGGGACUGUUGCUUAGCAACAUCAAACACACACACACAGGAGUAAAAUUCUGCAAGAGCAAAAGACCUCUGGAUUCCCGGGUUAAAACAUGGAUGCAGACCCAGAAAAGAGUGAGGAAAGUUCUGAGAGGAGCCCCAUCAGGGACGCACCUCCAGAAGCAGACGAAACCAGCCCACAGGUUGCGGUUAGACUGCUGUCUCCAGGGACUGAUGCUCAAUGGAAGGCCAUUUUCUAUGACACCAUACAACCAAGGGCUUUGGAUCUGCAGGAAGUGAGGGUGGACAAAAUCCACAAGAGCAAGAUGCUAGAAAAAAAGGCGGAGAGGAAAGAUCCCCCUGACAGUCAGACCCGCGACUGGUUCAGCGAGGAGAUGAUGACCCUGGAGACUCGGGCGUACCUGCUCGAUAAGCUGCUCCCCACGCUAAUCCCCGGUGUGGAGAAACUGCUCAUGGUCGCAGAGCGGAAGAAGGUUGUAGAAAUGGAGGAGUCUGAGCCCUGCACGUUUAACCCGCUUAUUUUCCUGGGAGAGUACCUGAUGAGGCACAACCCAGCCUAUGAUAUUCCUGCAAUACCAAAUCCCUAUGUGCGUGGAAUGAAAGUCGUUGCAGACGAGAUGAAGACCCACGUGCCCGAGACGACGAUGCACAAGCUAGCCCAGAUGAAGACGCUGGUCAAAGAAAAACGCGGGCAAAGGGAGCAAGUGGAGAAGAUCAAGGCUCACGUGAAAGACAUGCGCAAGGAGGCUCUGUCCAUGCAGUUCAAAGAAUGGACGAUGGAUUUCACCAGGCAGAUACCGCUUAUGCUGAUCCAAAGUGCCCUGAAGUCAUUCCUGGAGACUGUCUCUUCAGUACCCAAUGAUGAUGGGACAGGAAUCUAUGCCAGGCCCCUGGAAGCUGUAGGUUCGCUGACGGUGAAGCUGAACGAAGAGGAGUUUGCAGAGUAUCUCCUUUCUUACAUCAAAAAUUUCAGCAGCGACAUGUUCCAGCAACUGCUGCAACACCUCCUACAGUGCGCCAACAAUGCACGAAACACAAUCAGGCACGAUGUCUGGAGGCAGAUGUUUCUCCAGCUGUUCUUUGACUGCGACCAUGGAAAGGUGGGGCUCUUGGACAGACUGAGGAUACUAUAUUUACUGGAGAUCGUCUAUGACAACUGCCCACUGCUUUACAAGACAGGAUUCCUUGACCCAAGGAAAUGGCCAAUUAUUGAACUGGACGAUAUUGAGUUUAUUGAGUUUUGGGGGAAUAUGGAAGACGACGAGCCAGUUAUUUCAGAGCAGCCUAGUCUCCAGGUACCAACCCAUGAACUUGGAUUAUCUGAGGAAGCCAUUGCCCUCAAGUUGAUCCUGAAGGAGAUACUGUCUGAUGUGGAUAUGGCUGCAUCCGAAACAAGCAAUGCCCCAGUGGAGUCAAUGGCUGUUGGCCAAGAGGAAGCUGAGUUGGAGCAAAAGGUCAGCAGCGUAGGAAAGGGGAGUGAAGUUGUUCCGGCAACAGCCUCACGGGAUCAGACAGAAAUCCCGGCUGCAGAGCUGGGACCUGGCAGACCAGCGGUUCAGGAGGAACAAGAUCCACCUGCCACAACCGUAGUUGUAUUGGCUGCCGAAGAAGCUGCUGUACCUGCCAACGGAGAAGCAGUACCUGCCGAUGGAGAAGCCGUACCAGUAACCAUCCAGGCCAAACCACUGCAGCCGAUUGCGGAAAUGGAGGAGGCUGACAGGGAUCCGAUGCCCAAAAGUUCUGCUCCCGUUUCCCUUGCGAAGAUGCCAUCUGGUCUACAGCAGGCACCAGACCAAGAACUGGGCCCUGGCAAAGAGGCUGACUCAGAGGGCCAUGAUGCUGCUGCUGCUGUGAAGGAAAGCAAUGCAGAAGGGGCAGCUACACAGGAGGAGCCAAGGAAGGAAGGAGAACCAGGCAGUCGGGCGCAGCUGCACAGGAGCAGUGAAGGAGUGCCGGGCCCAAGCAAACUGCUAGGAGACAAGCCGACAGAUCUACUGUCAUCACCCAUUGGACAAGGCAGCGAGAUGUCUGAAAAUGCACCUCAGAUGAUAUACGGGAAGAUGUGGCCAGGUGACCUUCAGACGGCUGAUCUGUCCUUCAAGUAUACCGACUAUGGCAAGGAAAUCCGGGAGGACUGGAACAACGAAAACACCAGGUUUCCAGACCUGCGCAUGAAUAUGAUAGAACUCCAGGCCCGUGGACCUCCUUUUUCCACAAGUACCUUUGAUAAGACAUCCCUCAACCUGCCACAGUUUGUGCAGCUCAUGGAGACCUUUGUUGGUGAAGAAACAUCUCUGCCAAACCUGAAAAGGCUUGUGGCGUUUGUGAAGGAAGGUUACGUGCAGACGGAGAAAGAAAAGAUCACUCAGCUGGAAAGAAUCCACCACAAUUCAUUCUUGGUCCGGCAACAACUCCUUUUGGCUGCACUCUUUGAGAAGUGGGAUAAUGAAUGCUCUGGGUUCUUAGACAUGGAGGAGGUGGAUGCUGUUCUGUCGACCUUUAAGGAAGGGAUGGAGGAAGAGGCUUUGAACAAAGCCAAGCUACAGCUCCCCAUACCCCAGUGGCAUCCCAGCGGGAUUGUGAAGUUAUCCCAAAGAGACUUCCAAACCUACAUCGAGCUGGUGGUCUCUGAGCUCACUGGCAACGAAGAUGAAGUCCUGGAUAACGUCGUGGAGUUUCUCAUGAUGACGGUGGAGCGGACCCACACAGAGCGGCUGCGAGGCAGCGCACGGCGGAAAUGGCUGCUUGCAAUCGAGAACUCAGCCCUGACCAACGGAGGGCGCAUCGAACCGGUGUACGACGCUGUCUUCAAGGCUCUUUGUCGGGACGCAGAUAACCAUGGAGACUGCAAGAAGAUCAGUGCAUACAUCGCCCUUUUGGAGUAUAACCUCGCUUCCCCAGAGCGAGGAGAUAUUCUCCUCCACUAUGUAGCUUGCACAGAAGAUGAUGUUCCGUGUGUCCUAAACCGAUCACUUUUCAUGGAUAUGAAAGGGGUCAGCUUUGCAGCAGCAUUAGAUGACAAGCCAGUCCACGUCCCCAGAGUUCAGCUGCAUGGGAACAUCCACUUUUGGAACGAGGACCGCCUCCCAGAUGAGAGGAAGGGCUCCUUCUUGGUGCUGCCGCUUGAGGAUAUCCGAAGGCGAGUCUUUGGCGUUCUUGGACUGGACACACUCCGGGACAAGAAUGAGAAGACCAUCUUUGUACCCCACGAAAUCCGUUUCUAUCAGGCGAUUGCAAACUCAUUCAGCAUAGCCUACCACCACAUCCGCACCAAGGAAAGCAUCAUGCAGGUGAUCAUCACUGCUGUGGGAUGGGUCUCCGCCCGCGUGGGGCAUCUCCACACCAUCACUGCAUACUUUAUGGAGCCUGGCGAGAGCAGGAUGCAUGACUACACCUUGCGUAAAGUAAUGGCUUCGGAUCUGAAAGGGCAGGUGGAGAUCCAGCCCCCUCCAGGUCCUGUGCUCAGCAGAAAAGAUAACAUCUUCAGAGAUUACCUGUUCAAGUGCAUAGACUGUUCUGAAGUGGUUACCAUGUAUGUGUAUGAAGAGCAUCAUAUUGCCGUUCCACUGAGAAAUCAAAUGGGCCAGGCCAUUGUGGUGCUUGACCUCAACCUUGGAAACCACCAAAGGCUGCCAUCUUUUGAGCACAAGGACCUGCAGAAGAUGCUCAAGAUAAUGCAAGCUGCCACUUGUGAGAUACUGAAAGAAGAUUCUGGAGAGAAAGAUCCACUCUACGUCUUGGAGGCAGAGUAUGUUGGGGACUGGCGGCGUGGGGGAGUCCUCUUCUACCGAUUCAUGCUUCAGGACUUGCAGAACUGCAUCUGGAAUCUCGACCCUUGGUUUUCCUUCGGCGAAAUAAGGUGCUUUGAACAGCCUCCGGCCCUCGUGCAUACAAUACUGAAGUGUGUACUGCUGAUUUUGUACCCUCAGUGGGCUGGUACACAGGAGGUUGAGGACUGGAAUUGUUGCAUACAGAAAAUGGAUGGAGAACUUAUUGAAAACAUUUGCUACUUUGAUCCCACUGCUGCCUAUGUGGAGAUUCGACCAGAGACUCUGUAUAGCUGCCUCCUUGGUACACACAGAAAAGCUGUGUGGAAGUUUGGCUCAGCUCCUGUGGAGUAUCUCUACAACUGGGUGAACACCUGUCUGUCAUUAAUAGAGCUGGCAAAGAAACUUCAGCAUCGCCCGAGUAUGGGAACAUCAUCUUCAGUUCUAAUCACUCCCACCCUGUCUCGGUCGAUUAGGUCAUCCCAGAUUUCAGCGAACACAACCCAAAAUUUAGCUGUUUCUUCAGUUUAAACUUGUUAUGUUUAAAGCAAAUAUUUGAUGUUUAAAUGUCUCUCUCCUCCUCCCUCCCUUAUUGAUAGCAGCUCUCACUUAGUGUGUGCGAGUGAUUUAAAAGGUGAAAUUAUACUUCAUGACAGCGUCUUUACAAAUGUUCAGAGGUAGAUGUUCUGAUAAAAAAGGUGGGAUAUGGUGACCUUAAGGGACCAGGUGGAUUGCUGCCAACUUCCAUUUAAUCCUGACAGUAGAAAGGAGGGGAUUAAAGGGAAGAGGAAUUGCAAUGGUACCUCUUUACAUGGUUCACAAAUGAUUAAAAAGAACAGCAGACAGAAGGAGAGAAGAGCAUCGGAAUUAAACUAUUUAUUUACCAAAGCUCUGCUUUCUGAAGUGGCUUUUUAGAAGUCAUUUUAAGCUUGAUAUGAUGGAGAGUUUGUGUUUCAUUUCUUCUGGGGGGGGGGAAACACACCUACACUCUCAUUUUAAGGCAACAGGGAGCUUUUUGAUUGGCUAGAGCCUGAGAUGAUGACACACUUCAGUGUUCUGAUGCAAGAUUUCAUCUUUGCAAUAAUUUAUCUUUCAGUAGAAUCUUUUUUAAAUAAAAUUUGGGGAAAUUAAAAGUUUUUUUCCCAUUCUCCAGCUGACAAAAAACAAUGGCAUAU
Rhineura floridana is the source of this 5218-nucleotide messenger RNA. It is a transcript of the gene EFCAB5, whose product is annotated as EF-hand calcium binding domain 5. The transcript has 22 exons. Gene Ontology annotation, molecular function: protein binding; calcium ion binding. The record is from RefSeq and is a predicted model, not a curated record. NCBI's taxonomy places the organism in Eukaryota, Metazoa, Chordata, Lepidosauria, Squamata, Rhineuridae. Bases 369 to 4574 code for a protein of 1401 amino acids.